Procambarus clarkii (red swamp crayfish) is the source of this 1596-nucleotide messenger RNA. RefSeq lists its product as uncharacterized. The record is from RefSeq and is a predicted model, not a curated record. Lineage: Eukaryota; Metazoa; Arthropoda; Malacostraca; Decapoda; Cambaridae.
AUGAACGAGCCUGGUACUGUGGAGGACGAGCCUUCCACUCGCGUGGAGGCUGAAUCUGGUGCUGUGAACGUGUUGGCAGAGCCUGGCACUCCUGGUGAUGUACAGGCCGAACUUGGCACUCCUGGUGAUGUACAGGACGAGCUUAGCACUCCUGUUGACGUGGAGGACGAGCUUGGCACUCCUGGUGAGGUACAGGCCGAACUUGGCACUCCUGGUGAUGUACAGGACGAGCUUAGCACUCCUGGUGAUGUACAGGACGAGCUUAGCACUCCUGUUGACGUGGAGGACGAGCUUGGCACUCCUGGUGAUGUACAGGACGAGCUUAGCACUUCUGUUGACGUGGAGGACGAGCUUGGCACUCCUGGUGAGGUACAGGCCGAACUUGGCACUCCUGGUGAUGUACAGGACGAGCCUAGCACUCCUGUUGACGUGGAGGACGAGCUUGACACUCCUGGUGAUGUACAGGCCGAACUUGGCACUCCUGGUGAUGUACAGGACGAGCUUAGCACUCCUGUUGACGUGGAGGGCGAGCUUGGCACUCCUGGUGAUGUACAGGCUGAACUUGGCACUCCUGGUGAUGUACAGGACGAGCUUAGCACUCCUGUUGACGUGGAGGACGAGCUUAGCACUCCUGUUGACGUGGAGGACGAGCGUGGCGCUCCUGUUGACGUGGAGGACGAGCUUGGCACUCCUGGUGACGUGGAGGACGAGCUUGGCACUCCUGUUGAUGUACAGGACAAGCUUGGCACUCCUGUUGAUGUGGAGGACGAACUUGGCACUCCUGUUGACGUACAGGACGAGCUUGGCACUCCUGUUGACGUAGAGGACGAGCUUGGCACUCCUGUUGACGUAGAGGACGAGCUUGGCACUCCUGUUGACGUGGAGGACGAACUUGGCACUCCUGUUGACGUACAGGACGAGCUUGGCACUCCUGUUGAUGUGGAGGACGAGCUUGGCACUCCUGUUGACGUGGAGGACGAACUUGGCACUCCUGUUGACGUGGAGGACGAACUUGGCACUCCUGUUGACGUACAGGACGAACUUGGCACUCCUGUUGACGUGGAGGACGAACUUGGCACUCCUGUUGACGUACAGGACGAGCUUGGCACUCCUGGUGACGUACAGGACAAACUUGGCACUCCUGUUGACGUACAGGACGAGCUUGGCACACCUGGUGACGUGGAAGACAAACUUGGCACUCCUAUUGACGUACAGGACGAGCUUGGCACUCCUGGUGACGUGGAAGACAAACUUGGCACUCCUGUUGACGUUGAGGACGAACUUGUUACUCCAUUGAACGUGAAGGCCGCUCCUAUUGACGUGGAGGCCGAGCCUAAUAUGCUUGGAGACGUUGGUACCGGCUGCGGGGAUCUCAAAGGAAGGUUGGGAGAAGAGUGUAUCUCGGUGAGUAGCUUCAAGAGAUCCUGUAGGAUACGUGAGGACACCAUGAUGUCCCUUGCGUCUCCCUGCUUGGCUGUUGCUGCUGCUACGGAUGAUAUCGCCGCCAGGAUAAUAUCCGGCUUGGACCUCGAGGCAUCAAGAGGAGGAACAGCAGCAGCAGCAGCAACAGCAGGAGCGGUAGCAACAGGAGGUUGA